This is a messenger RNA of Globicephala melas (long-finned pilot whale), 7453 nucleotides long. It is a transcript of the gene GPR158, whose product is annotated as G protein-coupled receptor 158. NCBI's taxonomy places the organism in Eukaryota, Metazoa, Chordata, Mammalia, Artiodactyla, Delphinidae. Gene Ontology annotation, molecular function: G protein-coupled receptor activity. The record is from RefSeq and is a predicted model, not a curated record. Gene Ontology annotation, cellular component: membrane. Gene Ontology annotation, biological process: G protein-coupled receptor signaling pathway.
AAGGACUCAGCGAAGCUGCAUCCCGCGCCACCGCCUCCUCCUGCGCCUCGGGUUCAGCACUGGACAGCUCCCGCACCAGCCCAACAAACGGCAGUCGGCUGAUUGACAGAGGAGCCGGCCAAACAGGGCGCAAGACGACUUGAAGCCGCCCUACAAGGGUUUGGUUGCGGCCAAGCCGCCUCUUUAAACCGGCUUUCCUCCCGAGAGCAGGGAGAGGCAGGAGUGUGGUUUGUGGCCAAACUUAAAGACUCCAAUUAACCAGCUGCCUAGCCCUCGUGGUUCCGGAAAGACAAACGCCUUAAAAGAAACCCUAGCUGCUGCGCUCGCGGUGCGGGUCUGGGCGCGCGCGCUCCGCGCCUCGGGGCGAAGCGGACGAGGAGGAGCCUGAGCCGGGAGGCGGGAACGACCUGCCACGGGCGAGACGAUGGAGCAGUGUCUUUGGCGGCCGCGGCGGCGGCAGCAGCAGCAGCAGCAGCAGCUCCUGAACACACCUCAAUGAGAGCGGCGGUGGAAGCUGCUAAGCAGAAAGACGUAAGCAGGCCAACUAUAGCUGCCGGCGGCUAGAGGGGAUGUAAGCUGCUGGGCUCCAGGCUGCGAGGUGCGCAAUCCCGAGCAGACCCAUGGUGGAGCAGGAGCAGCCGGCGUUGCCACAGGUGAUCUGAUCUCCUGCGACGGUAGCUCAGUCAGCCGCGCGUAUUUCAGAACAUCCCUAUUUUAAAGUCCUUUUGGACUGGGUGCCAGCUGAAAAGGGGGAAGACUCCUAGUAAAAGUCUUAGUGCUGAUAGAUUGACGACCAAAAUUUAAAAAGUGACUCCCUCCGUUACCUCCUCUCCUUGCUGCGAGGCAGAUGGGAGCCAUGGCUAACCCCUUACUCUGCUGCCUCCUGCUCGUUCACCUGGGAUUGGGAGCUGCCGGCGCCAGCCGCGACCCUCCAAGUCGGACGGAUUCCUCUCGAGAGAAGACCCUAAGGGCGAAGCAGCACGCCCAGCAGCCGGCUCGAGCCUCUGCCUCGGACCCCUCGGCUCCCUGGAGCCGCUCCACCGACGGCACCAUCUUGGCGCAGAAAAUCGCCGAGGAGGUGCCCAUGGACGUGGCCUCUUACCUCUACACCGGGGACUCCCACCAGCUGAAGCGAGCCAACUGCUCCAGCCGCUACGAGUUGGCGGGCCUGCCGGGGAAGUCGCCUGCCCUAGCCAGCUCCCAUCCCUCCUUGCACGGGGCGCUGGACACGCUGACACACGCCACCAACUUCCUCAACAUGAUGCUGCAGAGCAAUAAGUCGCGGGAGCAGAACUCGCAGGACGACCUGGAGUGGUACCGGGCACUGGUGCGGAGCCUCCUGGAGGGUGAGCCCAGCAUCUCCCGGGCGGCCAUCACCUUCAGCACCGAGUCGCUGUCCGCCCCAGCCCCGCAGGUCUUCCUCCAGGCCACGCGCGAGGAGAGUCGCAUCCUGCUCCAGGACCUGUCCUCCUCAGCACACCACCUGGCCAACGCCACGCUGGAGACCGAGUGGUUCCACGGCCUCCGGCGCAAGUGGAGGACUCACUUGCACCGCCGCGGCUCCAAUCAGGGGCCCCGGGGCCUGGGCCACAGCUGGCGGCGCAGGGACAGUCUUAGCGGGGACAAGAGCCACGUCAAGUGGUCUCCGCCUUAUCUGGAGUGCGAGAACGGCAGUUACAAGCCCGGGUGGUUGGUCACUCUCUCCGCUGCUUUCUACGGGUUGCAGCCUAACCUGGUCCCGGAAUUCAGGGGUGUCAUGAAAGUUGACAUAAAUCUUCAGAAGGUGGACAUUGACCAAUGUUCAAGUGAUGGCUGGUUUUCAGGAACUCACAAAUGUCACCUUAACAAUUCAGAGUGUAUGCCGAUUAAGGGCCUAGGAUUCGUGCUUGGAGCCUAUCAGUGCAUUUGCAAAGCAGGAUUCUAUCAUCCUCGAGUCUUCUCAGUGAACAGCUUUCAGAGAAGGGGUCCGGAUCACCAUUUUGCAGGAAAUGCAAUGGAUGUGUCAGAAGAAGCCCAUGUCUGCCUGCCCUGCAGGGAGGGCUGCCCCUACUGUGCUGAUGACAGCCCCUGCUUUGUCCAGGAGGAUAAGUACUUGCGACUUGCUAUCAUCUCCUUCCAAGCCCUGUGUGUGCUGCUCGACUGCGUGAGCAUGCUGGUGCUCUACCGCUUUCGCAAAGCAAAGAGCAUCAGGGCAUCGGGCCUUAUCCUGUUGGAAACAAUCCUUUUUGGGUCUCUGCUUCUCUACUUCCCGGUUGUUAUUUUGUACUUUGAGCCAAGCACAUUUCGCUGUAUUCUCCUAAGAUGGGUCCGUCUUCUCGGUUUUGCUACUGUUUAUGGAACUGUCACUCUCAAGCUUCACAGGGUUUUGAAGGUGUUUCUUUCACGAACAGCCCAACGGAUUCCAUACAUGACCGGUGGACGGGUCAUGAGGAUGCUGGCAGUAAUACUCCUGGUAGUGUUUUGGUUUCUCAUUGGCUGGACUUCAUCUGUUUGCCAGAAUUUGGAAAGGCAGAUUUCACUCAUUGGCCAAGGGCAAACAUCAGAUCACCUCAUCUUCAAGAUGUGCCUCGUUGAGCGCUGGGAUUACAUGACAGCAGUUGCUGAAUUUUUAUUCCUCCUAUGGGGUGUUUAUCUCUGCUACGCGGUGCGAACGGUCCCAUCAGCUUUUCACGAGCCGCGCUAUAUGGCUGUUGCAGUUCACAAUGAGCUCAUUAUCUCCGCUAUAUUCCAUACAAUUAGAUUUGUUCUUGCCUCAAGACUUCAGUCUGAUUGGAUGUUGAUGCUGUAUUUUGCACAUACUCAUUUGACUGUGACAGUGACCAUUGGGUUGCUUUUGAUUCCAAAGUUUUCACAUUCAAGCAAUAACCCACGAGACGACAUUGCUACAGAAGCGUACGAAGAUGAGUUAGACAUGGGCCGAUCUGGAUCCUACCUGAACAGCAGUAUCAAUUCAGCCUGGAGUGAGCACAGCUUGGAUCCAGAAGACAUUCGGGACGAGCUGAAGAAACUCUACGCCCAGUUGGAAAUCUAUAAGAGGAAGAAGAUGAUCACAAAUAAUCCCCACCUCCAGAAAAAGCGGUGCUCGAAGAAGGGCUUAGGCCGUUCCAUCAUGAGGCGGAUCACCGAGAUCCCGGAGACGGUCAGCCGUCAGUGCUCCAAGGAGGACAAGGACGCGUUGGACCACGGCGCGGCCAAGGGCGCCGUCCCGGGCAGGAAGAACCCACAGGAGGCUGCGGGCGGCGCCGGGAAGCCCAAGGAGGAGUCCCUGCGGAACCGAGUCUUCUCGCUCAAGAAAUCGCACAGCACGUACGAGCACGUGCGGGAGCAGCCGGGCAGCCCAGGCAGCCCGCCCGCCCCGAGCCGGGAAGAGGAGGCGGCGGCCACGGACGACUCUGCGCUGGGGUCCCCGGCGGGAACGAACCGACCGCGAGCCCUGCAAGACGACAGCCAGGCCGUGUCCACCGAGUCCGUGCCUCUGGUGUGUAAGUCGGCCAGCGCCCACAACCUCAGCUCGGAGAAGAAGCCCGGGCCGCCCCGCACAUCCGUGUUACAGAAGUCCCUCAGCGUCAUCGCCAGUGCCAAAGAGAAGACGCUCGGAUUGGCCGGGAAAACCCAGGCGUCCGGCGUGGAGGAACGGGCCAAAGCCCAGAAAGCUCUGCCGAGAGAGAAAGAGACAAACAGAAAAUACUCGAAUUCAGAUAACGCAGAGACUCAAGACUCUGCCCCCCCAAACUCCAAUCAUUCAGAGGAGCCAAGAAAACCUCCGAAAUCUGGGAUCAUGAGGCAGCAAAGGGCCAACCCCCCCACUGCCAGUUCCGACCUGAGUCCAGGCGCCCCCCAGAUGAAGGACAGCUUUGACAUAGGGGAGGUGUGCCCCUGGGAGAUCUACGACCUGACCCCCGGUCCUGUGCCUUCAGAAUCAAAAGUUCAAAAGCACGUAUCGAUUGCGGCUUCUGAAAUGGAGAAAACCCCAAUUUUUUCCUUAAAGGGGAAAUCUCAUCCCAAGCCUAAGGCAGCUGAACUGUGUCAGCAGUCCAAUCCGAAGAGCAUAGACAAAGCUGAGGUGUGCCCUUGGGAGAGCCAAGUUCAGCCCCUCUUUGAAGAUGAGAAGUGUGUGAUUUCCAAGACUCAGGUUCCCCCAGGAAGAGCUCAAGGGGAGAAUGGCGGCCAGCACCCUGCAGCCAGUGUGUGUGCUGGGCAGUGUGAAGAACUGCCUCCCAAAGCCGUAGCAUCAGAAGUGGAGAAUGAAAACCUCAACCAACUAGGAGACCAGGAGAAAAAGACAUCUUCCUCUGAGCAAAAUGUGCCUGACUCAUAUAACUCAAGUAAUAACUUUCAGCAACCCUUAGCAUCACGAGCUGAGGUAUGUCCCUGGGAGUUUGAGACCCCAGAUCAACCGAAUGCUGAAAGAAGUGUAGCUUUCCCUGCCUCUUCUGCUUCAAGUGCAAAUAAGGUAGCAGGGCCUCGGAAAUAAGAGGUCUGGGAUCAUUUUAAAGUGUAGCAUCCCCAGAAAGAAAAGGAGAAGGAAGAAACGCUGAAUUCGCUAUAAGACAGAAGAUACAGGAUCACAAAUUCCCAAGGAGUAUUGGUCAGUCGAGGGAAAUGUGAAAGGGAGGGGUGGAAGAACACGUAGGAGGCCAGGGCAACGUCGUAAUGGAGAAGUUAGACUGGCCAGGAAAGUCUUGCCCCAGGGAACACUGGGAAGAUCCUUACACUUCAGCAUAUGUUUGGGGGAAGUAGCCCUCAAUGUCUGCCCCUGAUCAAUAGUUACCCUUGGGACUUGGAAGAUCCCAAGCAAGGCAAACCAGAAAACACAGAAGAGGGACGAGAUUUUGCAAAGGACAGGAAGGUAUUGACGUAUAUGACCGAAAUUCUAAGUAGCUGACUAAAAAGAACUUACUUUACCUAUUUAACCUUGAUAGCACUGCUAACUUAAUGCAUCCAAAAAUACCUUUUAUAUUAAUGAUUGCUUUCAUUUUCUUAUAAAUGUCUGUUUCAGUACAUUGUUGUGUCUCAUUCCAGCAUUCCAGAUUGUAUAAUUUUUGCAAAUAACUUUGAUAUUAUGUGACACAACACAUUUAUGCAAUCUGCAGCUACUCAAUUGUUAUUGCAACUUCCAGAAUACCUGCUAUCUAUCAACUUUAGUUGAUUCUUGAAGUACAGUACGCUUUCUCUGGCUUGGGAAGCCAUAACUGUUAUGAUAAAACCUUUUAGUUUUGGCUGUGGUUUAUAUAUUGUGAAUUUGGAUUUGACUCUAUUAUUUCACAUCAUGGUUUGUUAUACUGUCUUAAUAAGGGUUUUUUAUACAAGUUGAGUUUCUUGUUUUGCACUUCCUGUUAGGACUCAGAAGCUUUAUUAAUAUUGGAGAUCAAGUGGUCCUACUUAGUCAUACAUCUCAUUAAGUUAAGGACAACUUAUCUAUUGUUUGUUCAAAGUCAGGGAAAGAUAAUGCCUUCAUUCCAAUUAAUUGUCCCUUUUAACUCUUUCAGGAUUUCAUACUUAGCAGCAUUUCGUAAGGAAGGAAGAAGCUAAGAGUGAGAAAAAUAUACUGUGCAUUAUUACUACCAUUGGCAAGGGAAGACUCUGGGAAUGACAAGAGAAUUAGAGUACUGCAGAGCCGGGGGAUUUGCCUUUAAAACAAAGACAGAAAGGGAGCUCCAAGAGCACUUUCAAGGGAUUAUAUUUUUAAAGAGAAAAAUUAUUAUAGCAUCAAGAUCAUUAUAUGGAUAUAUUUUUAUUAUGUAUACUAAAUAUAUAAUAUUUUACAUUACCUUAAACUACUUAUUCUCAUAAACUCUUAUUCAUUGCUUCAGGCAGGGGUAGAACUUGCUGGGCUUGAAUCCCAAAGAGGUUUAUAACCAGAGUUACUCAAAGCCUAUGAGGCAGUGUGGGCUCUUCAUUCUUCCAAGCCCUGGAAAACUUCCAAGUCCUGCAAAUGGCCUAGGUGAGCUACCAGGCUCAAAAUUCCAAAUGUAGGGGUUACUUGCAAGGCACAGCAGCUCCCAAAGCAUGUUUCAUAAAACGUAUCGCAUUCCACACUGAUCACCUGGCACAGCCAUCCGAAGCUACUGAUUUAGCCCUACUGAUGUGAUCAUGCAAAGAGAUUCCAUCGCAAAACUCAGUCUCAUUUUAUUUUAAGGUGAAUCACUUAAAAAUAGAACCCAGACUUCCUUUCUCUCACGCUAAAUGCUGAAGUAUCACGGCUUGUUCGGCCAGGACAUUUAUAGCCUAAAUAACUGUUUUUCAUUUUCUGAGCAGCAAGGAGAACAUGCUAGGAGGGUAGAAGUUGAGAAAAGGGCAUCAGAAGGUGGAUACGGGGCUGUUCUUAGGAUUAUUACUCUCAGUGGAAGAUAAAAACUGGGAAUCCUCCUAUUCAGCAUCAGAAUUGUCCCAGUGAUUUGUAUUCAGGAGUAACGUGCAUUUCACCAUUUUGCAAAGCUGUGCGUAAAUCUCCUCACCCAUUUGCUUGCUUCGUGCAUUACUCAGGAUGGUGGGGUAGGUUUGAAGAGAUGUCGAAAUUCUAUUUGUUUUUGCUUUCUUCAUUUACUUCCUUCUCCGCUUCCUUUUCAGUCAAAGCCUAUCUAUCUACUCAGUCACCUUGGACUACAACUUUAAGGUAUAAAGUUGUGAACUUGGUUUGGAGUGUCCAGACCCACCUAUUUGUUUCCUUUACAUCUGAGAUCUGUUAGUACUUUACUGACUUUUUCAGAAAUAAGCGGUCAGGCAUCAGUGACUUUUUACUGCACUUCAGGAUGACCCUGCUAGAGAUGUGGCCUAAAGAAGACUUGCCAGUUUCUACCUUAGUACAGUCCAUAGAGUCUCUUCCACCAGCAUAAAUCAGCAAGAGCGCCUGGGGUCUUUCCUAGACUUUCAUUGCCAUUAUUUAUCACCAAGAGAAGUUUAAAUCUUCAAUCCCUGAGGUUGUUUUCCCAGAUUGAUAACAAUAAGCAAGUGAAGAAACACUAUUAAGUUCACAAACAUUUGCUAGGUUGUCCUUCUCAGUGCAUGUGCAGGCUGCAUCCUGUCCUUGUUUUUAAGCCAGGGUUUAUAAAUAAGUAGAUUUAUACCAAUCUUAAUAGAACUGUAUAUUUUAUGCAAGAGUUAAACGCUUUACGACAUGAAUUAUAACCCAACCCAUCGUAAACGUUGGUGGCCAUAUGGAUUUGAAACUCGACAGUUCUCUUGUAUUUGCUUCCUAGGUCUCUGCAUGCAAGUGAUGACACAGGUAGGACUGAAAAAAAACACUGCCUUUUGACUUCUAGCAUUUAGCAACCGAGAGAUGUAGAGUCAAUAAAGCUGUCAGUCUUUUCACUUAAUCUAUGGUUCUUCUGAAACUAUUAUCUGAAACCUACAGCAUCCCACCACAAAAUAUUUGGUAAAUUUAUGUCGUGACGUGUUGCAGCAUGUAAAUACUUAUAACUUCUCUGCAAUAAAACAUAUUUAUAUGAAAGCA